Messenger RNA from Geodia barretti, 1104 nucleotides. Lineage: Eukaryota; Metazoa; Porifera; Demospongiae; Tetractinellida; Geodiidae. The record is from the annotation of a GenBank genome assembly.
CUGGAUGACACGCUCGCGCUCGGUGGGAGGGGUUGUCUGGGAGCGCACAUGCAUGGAAAAGGCAUGGAGGAGUUUGAGAGAGGAGGAGAGGUGGAACAGGAGGAGAAGGCUAGUGACAGCGACUCCGCUCCUGAAGAUGUCAGUCUGUCUCGUGGGAGAGAAGAGGCGCUGAAGACGCUCAAAGCCACCUCCACGGAAGCCAGGAGGGCGACAGAGAGGGUGAAAGAAAGGAGAAAGAAGAGACAGCAGCUCUACAAGACACAGAAAGACGCAAAAGAGGAGAGAAAAAGGAGUACAAGAUUUCCCGAAUCAGAUUUGAAGAAGCUGUGGGAGAUGGAGCAACAAAUUGCCCAAGAAGACAUCUCAGAGGAACCAGCUUCAAAAUCAAGUAGAAGUAAGUUGCGUCCAUAGUAUAAUCAGGCGAGCGAAGUGAGCCUACGUAGUCAUUUCAAUGUGGAUAUUAUGUUGUGACCCGCACUGCCAGACUGCACUUACCGUAAUAUUAUACGUAUGCGCGAAAACACGUGAAAAUUGAACGGCUCGCUUCACUCGUGAAAUAGUAAUAGCAACAGUGGUGCAACUUCACAAACAAGGUGUUUAGUACAGUGCAUAAAGAUUACUUAUUUCACUUCAGAAACACGGAGAAAAAACCAGCGGAAGAGCAAGAAACAACCACAAACUGAACGUCAGUUUGGUUGUGUAAGAGUGGAGGCUCUUCCUACCAAUCCCGAUCGGACUCUGCCUGCUGCAGUUGGUAGAGAGAGGGCACUGGACUUUCUCCAUCAGCAGUUGUACCAGAGCAACAGAUACAGGAGGAUACCAGCCGUUAGCUUUCACUCUCAGAAGUACCGCAAUAAGCCAGCCGCAAUCUUUGUUUGACACACCUUCAUGACAUCAGUAAUCAGUGUCAUUUUUGCCACUCAUGUCAUCUUGUGCCCCCUUUUCCUCCCACUCUUGUUGCAUCAACUAUUGAAUAAUGUGCACUUCCAAAAUGUGUUGGGGACAAACUAUUGACUCUGUCUAAAGAAUAUACAGUGGAACCUCUGAUAAGGGACACUCCGAGAUAGGGACGACCUCUCUACAAAGGACACUUGUUUCAACCCC